Messenger RNA from Chilo suppressalis (striped riceborer), 3987 nucleotides. The record is from the annotation of a GenBank genome assembly. NCBI's taxonomy places the organism in Eukaryota, Metazoa, Arthropoda, Insecta, Lepidoptera, Crambidae.
GCAAUGUUAAUAUGUCACAAAAAAAAGUUGCGUGUCGUUUGUAAUGUGGUAGAACUGGAAAUUUAUUUGUACAUUUUUUGAAAUACGUGGCUCGUUAAGAUAUUUUAUUAAGAUAUUAUUGAAAAUUUUAUAUUCUUUAGGAUUCCUAAAUAUGCACAGCAUUUUGUAAAAAAUCUGGUUUAUUUAUUCGUAGAGGUUAUUUAGCUAGUCUGUCGGUAAAGUUUGUAGGUUUAAAAUGUCUAAAAGAAGUCAACCGAAUUGGACUCCUCCAAGGGCUGAGAAAAGACCUGUAUUAAAAUUGUAUAACAGUCUAUCGCGUGCGAAAGAAGAGUUUGUGUGUGCGACUGGUAACAGGGUUAAUUGGUACAGUUGCGGGCCGACAGUGUAUGAUGCUUCCCACAUGGGUCAUGCUAGAUCUUACAUAUCUUUUGAUAUACUAAGAAGAAUUUUGUCAAAUUACUUUGGAUAUGACAUAUUGUAUGUCAUGAACAUAACAGAUAUUGAUGAUAAAAUCAUCAAAAGAGCUAGACAAAAUUAUUUGUAUGAGAAGUAUUUAAAGGAUCCGAAGAACCUCAAUGAAACGGUAGAUGAUGCAAUAGCUGUUGUGAAUUACUAUGAAGCUGUAGUCAAACAAACUGGGGAUUCAGAUAAAAAGAAUGCUCUUCAGAAAAUGUUGGACAAUGUUGCUACAUCGGUGAAAAGUCUGCAGUCUGCUGUUCAAGAAAAUGUUGAUGAAAAAAUCAAAAUUGCAAGAUGUGAAAUGCUCAAGUCUGCAAAGGAUCCUAUAUCUGAUUGGCUGGAUCAUAAAUAUGGUGCAACUGUUACUGACAAUGCAAUAUUUACUUCUUUACCUAGAUACUGGGAAAAUGAAUUCCACAAAGAUAUGAAAGCACUAAAUGUAUUACCACCUGAUGUAUUAACAAGAGUUAGUGAAUAUGUACCGCAAAUUAUUAAAUUUAUAGAAAAAAUUAUAGAUAACGGUUUAGCAUAUGAAUCAAAUGGAUCUGUUUAUUUUAAUGUGUGUGAAUUUGAUAAUAGAGAAAACCACCAUUAUGCUAGACUAGUUCCAGAAGCCUAUGGAGAUACCAAAUCAUUGCAAGAAGGGGAAGGUGAUUUGACUGAUGACACAGCUGAAAAACGAUCUCCAAACGAUUUUGCCCUUUGGAAGCGCAGCAAAGCAGGGGAGCCUUCUUGGGAUUCUCCUUGGGGUGCAGGCAGGCCUGGUUGGCACAUAGAGUGUUCUGCUAUGGCUUCAGAUAUUUGCGGUUCUAAAUUAGACAUUCAUACAGGUGGUGUAGACUUGAAGUUUCCCCACCAUGACAAUGAGUUGGCUCAAAGUGAAGCUCACUUCGAUCUGCCAGGCUGGGUAAACUACUUUCUCCACACAGGACACUUGACAAUUGCGGGCUGCAAAAUGUCCAAAUCUCUAAAGAACUUUGUCACCAUUUCUGAUGCCUUGAAACGCCAUACGGCAAGGCAACUUCGUAUUGCAUUUCUGUUACAUGGAUGGAAAGAAACGCUUGACUACUCAGACAACACAAUGGAGAUGGCGAUACAAACUGAAAAAUUAUUUAAUGAGUUUUUCUUAACGGUAAAGGAUGCACUACGCAGUGGUUACGAUGAAGGCUGUGGCGGCGUGUGGGGUCCGGACGAACAGCAGCUGGCCGCCAAAUUGAGCUCAGUCAAGGAACAAGUCCACAGUGCUCUUUGUGAUAACAUCGACACGCGUGGCGCUAUAGACUCGUUACGGGAACUAGUAGGCGCGGCCCACAUAUACUUGAGACAGGGGAAGCCCCGGCCUUCGCCACUUCUAGCGACCGCGGCCCGAUACGUGACGGAUAUACUGCACAUCUUCGGGGCUAUAGAAGGACCACGAGGCGGGAUAGGAUUCCCCGUCGGUGACGGCGAUAAUAUAAGCUUAGAGGCGACAGUGAUGCCAUACUUGGAAGCGUUAAGCGGAUUCCGCGCGCAAGUGCGUGACGCGGCGAGAACAGUUCGCGCGAACGAAGUUCUCGCUCUCUGUGACGCACUACGAGAUACUGUGCUGCCGGAAAUGGGCGUGCGACUGGAAGACAAACCAGACCGAACAGUCGUCAAGCUAGUCAGCAAAGAAGAAUUGAUGAAGGAAAAAGAAGAGAAAAAGAGGAUAGAAGCAGAAAAGUUGAAGAAGAAGCAGGAACUUCUUGAAGCGCAGAAAGCUAAGGAGGAACAAAGAAAAAUACCGCCAGCAGAAAUGUUCAAGCGGGAGACUGACAAAUAUUCCAAAUUCGAUGACAAGGGCCUGCCCACUCACGAUUUAGAAGGCAAGGAACUAAGCAAAGGUCUCGUCAAGAAACUGCAGAAGCUGCAACAAGCGCAAGAGAAGAAAUACAACGAGUAUUUAGCGACCAUUAAUACGUGUUGAAAAAUUUAAUUUAUCGUACUUUGUAACUUAAUCAUAUAUUUAUAUGUGGACUACGUGCCUUUUAACUGCCAUUCCAUUAAAGGUCUUUUGCAUCAUCAGAUUAAGAAGAAAAAUGUACAUAAAAGUUUUACUAUAGUUAUAAAAUGUACAUAAUAACAGAAUCAUCUAAAAUAUCCUUCUCGUCCUUUAAUGAAGAAAUAAAUAAAUUACUUAAAAAUUACUGGGAGCUUGGUUAUGUCGAUUUUUUUUUUCAAUGAUAUGUUAUGUAACUACACAAUGUCUAUUACUACAUUUUUUUCUAUUUCAACGGAUAUAAUUCCAUAAUAAUAUUAAAUAUAAUAUCAAGAAUAUGUAUUACACUGGCUAAUAGGGUAUUUAUUAUAUAUCUACGGAAAUAAGGAUCUCCCUAUCUUUCUAUACAUACCUAAGAGAAGUAAGGAAAGAGUGACAUAUAGUUUGACCAAAUUUUACGACGGUUGUGGAGUUAGCUGCGAGUUUUCAGUUCAGUAAAACCAUGAACAUCAGUGGACUGAGGGGCACCCGCAUGAAAUAUAUAAAAGUAGGGAACAGCGGAUUUUCCGCUCAGAUUGGAGCGCCCGUCUGGGGCAGUAACUUCCACCCUACAGAAGACCACAGUAAAAUAACAAUACAUAUUGAUGGUGUUUUUCUUUCGAGUGUGUAUGCUGUUGGUCGCAGAUGACCUUUACAGUAUCACCGGGUUUGGGGACGGCGAGAUCCUAAUGGGACCUCAAGCCGAGAAUUGGCGAGUGCGUCUAGAGGUAUUCCAGGCGGAUGGCAUCUCCCCGCGGGGAGAGUCUCCUCUCCGUCUGGAGCCUCUAGACCACUCAAACCUGACAGGGUCGGCUAACUAGAGGGCGUCUCUGAGACUCGGACCUCGGCUCUAGUUAGCCGUUGUCGUGGGGGACGAUUGAUGGCGUUCUGUUUCUGCUGGUAAGUAGGGCAGGGGAUUGGGUUCAGUCCGGCUAGGUGACAAUGGCUGCAACAGCACACUUUCUGCCGCAUCAUCUAUCUUCGCGACUGGACUCCAGUUACACUUAACAUCAGCUGGGCCCCACCCAGCUGUGAUUUGUUAUCGUCGUAUAAAAAUGAAAUCUCUAAAAAAUAUAGGCCGCGCGAUUGCGUCUCUCACCCUUAUAUGCCCAGUUUUACUUUAUACUUGUACAGGGAACGUUCAGUCCAUUCGUUGUGUUUAUAAGUGAAACUCGCGCAUAUCUUCAUUUCGUUUACUGCGCCGCGACUUGUGCUAACUUCACCCAUGCCGGCAUUGAGUUUUAUUCGCACUAUAACUUUACCGACAGUGGGCAAAUCGUUAAUAGGUCGAUGAUUUUAUGUAAGUACAGUGUAAAACAAAAUAGCAUUUAUCAUUGGACUGAACAUUAUGUAAUUUGUAUAUUUAUAAGGAAACAUAAUAUAAAUAUGUGUGAGUAUCACAUACAUCAUUCUUAAUUUUCAAAUUCUGUAAUUUUUUGAUUAUUUUCAGUAUUAAGUUUAGCCACUUUAUUUAUUGUUUCCUUGUUUGAAAUAAGACGCUAUUUAAAAUGCUUAAUAAAAAAGUUUGAAAG